Messenger RNA from Pestalotiopsis fici W106-1, 375 nucleotides. RefSeq lists its product as uncharacterized. NCBI's taxonomy places the organism in Eukaryota, Fungi, Ascomycota, Sordariomycetes, Amphisphaeriales, Sporocadaceae. The record is from RefSeq and is a predicted model, not a curated record. The transcript is spliced from 2 exons. The coding region runs from base 1 to 375 and encodes 124 amino acids.
AUGCCAGACUUGACCAACGACAAGAUCUUUCCCACAUUCUACACCCUGCCCACAACGACAGACCAAGUCGAGCAGCAGCAAGAUGAACAACGGCCCAAUGACGACGACGACGGCCAUGAUUGGUACAUGGUGGCGCAGGUCAAGAACAACAUGACCAUUACCAAGCCCACGCUCAUUGUGACGGACCGGAGCGGCAUGGACUUUGCCGUCACAUUCGAGGAGGACCGCGGCUGGGACUUGAAGGCUCGGGGUCUGAAAAAGGGCAACGUCAUGGUGAUACCCCGGGCACGCCGACUCGAAAAGGGCCCCGGUCGAAAGGAUGUGCUCGUGGUGGAAAAGCAAGACUGCGAAGCGGUCAAGGCUGGACGAUUCUAG